Molecule: messenger RNA, 870 nt
Organism: Adineta ricciae
Lineage: Eukaryota; Metazoa; Rotifera; Eurotatoria; Adinetida; Adinetidae
Source: the annotation of a GenBank genome assembly
AUGCGUCGAUCCUUAAUAUUUUCAUCGUUACAUUCGACGCAGCCGCGCCCAUGUAAACAAAAAUGCAGAAACUUCGGAUUGUGUCCGAAAGCUAUGUGUACUCUAAGUACCAUCUCAAGAUCUUACAAUGAUUGCACAAAAUGUUAUCGUACGUCAAUCUAUGGUUCGAAAAGUGUCACCAAACGAUUUAUCGAUCAUGCCAAUCGAUGCUCACCGUUAUUAUCCCAAUCUAUUCCUCAUCACAGAAAUCUUGAAGAAUUACAAGCCACUUUGGACAAUAUCGUUAUCAAGAAAAAAGCUCACAUUACGGCGAAAGAACAAAAUGAAAUCAAACAUUUGUAUGCUAAAUGGAUAUGUGAAGAUUUCCGUCCUUUCACGAUCGUCGAGGAUAAUGGAUUCCAACAACUAGCACAAACAUUCAUUCGAUUAGGUUCUCAAUAUGGUUGCAUCGAUGUGAAAGAAGUGGUGCGAAGUAGACAAUCUGUUGCUCGAACAGUUGAUGAUUUAGCACAAAAACAUCGAACUAUUCUGAAGAGUGAACUUCGUGAACCACUGAAAGCACAAGCGAUAACGAUAGCACCGGAUUUUUGGACUAGCAAAUACAAUCAACAAGCUUUUCUCGGUCUCAAUAUUACAUACGUAACUGCUGAUCAUAAAUUCAAAUCGGUGAAUUUAUUUUGUAUUCCAUUUAAUGGGAAAAAAUCUUAUGAUCUGAUUCGAGAAACCUUGUGUCGUCAUCUGCUGGAGUACGGUGUAAUCGAUCUGUCAGAUGUCAAUAUCGUAUCUGAUAGGGGUUCGAACUUCGUGAAAGCAUUUGCUAUAUAUAACGCAAUCUAUUGUUUCGGACAUCGAUUAAAACAAAAUUCUUAA